Messenger RNA from Arabidopsis arenosa, 4044 nucleotides. NCBI's taxonomy places the organism in Eukaryota, Viridiplantae, Streptophyta, Magnoliopsida, Brassicales, Brassicaceae. The record is from the annotation of a GenBank genome assembly.
ACAGAAUAAUAGUAAUAGUUACCUCUUACAUCAAAUGUCUCUUGCAAAGCAUAGUCAUAUAGGUCUCGCUUCUAUGUUUGAGAAUUUGCACAGUUUUUGAAAUGUUACUGAAAACGCGAAGCUGAGAGAAGAGGAAGAAAUCGAAAGAAGCUGAUUCAAAUUUGGGAAGAAAAAUGUCAGGUUCGAGAGUUUCGGAUCUGAGUAAAUUGCAUCUGAAGAAGGAGCUUACUCAAAUCAGAAAAGCUGGCCGUGUUUUACGCGAUCCAGGCACUACUUCCUCGUGGAAAUCUCCUCUCGAUUCGUCAAGAUCCGUCACGGUUUUCGAGACUCCGGUGAGUAGAAACGGUGGGAGUUCGAGUCAGUUUCCGAUUCGAGGAGAGAGUAGUACUAAUCGUGGGAAAGAGAAGAAGGUGUUUUUGUAUAACUGGAAGACUCAGAAAUCUUCUAGUGAGAAAAGUGGAUUAGCUAAGAAUGGUAAGGAAGAAGAAGAAGAAGAAGAUGCUUCUUCUUGGACUCAAGCUAGUGUUAAUGAUGAUGAUGAUGUGAGUGAUGCGAGGAAUGGUGGUGAUUCCAAGAGUGAUUCAUAUCUUGGAGAUAUCCAAUCAGCUUCGAUGGGUUUUAGGUGUAGAGAUACGAAUCUAGCGUCACAAGGUGUGUCAAAGAUGAGGAAGAGUAAUGUUGGUAGUUGUAAGAAGAAGAGUAAGCAAAAAAUUAGCUCGUCUCGUUUGGAUUUUUUGUCAAAGUAUCAACCUAGAGAUGGCAUUGUUGCUAGAAACUGUAAUGCUGGAUCAGAUGAUACAGAGGAAGAAUUGAGUAAUUCAGAGGAUUUUAGGAAGGUUACUGGUGCAUCUCCUUUGCUUAAGAAGCUGAAGCAGAAGAACUGGUCACGUUCUUCUUCUAAAUUGUUGAGAGCUAAUAAUAGAAAAGAGGAUUCUUCAUGUACUUAUAAUAGUACACCGGCUCUAUCCACUAGCUCGUAUAAUAUGUAUGCUGUUCGUAAUCCAAGCACUGUUGGAUCUUGGGAUGGUACCACGACUUCGCUGAAUGAUGGUGAUGAUGAGUUGGAUGAUAACUUGGAUUUACCUGGGAGGCAAGGUUGUGGCAUUCCGUGUUAUUGGACGAAGAAGGCGAUGAAACAUAGAGGUGGAUGCAGAAGUUGUUGUUCUCCAUCGUUUUCGGAUACUUUGAGAAGAACCGGAAGUAGCAUUUUGUGUCGGAGUCAAUCUGUAUAUCGUAGACAUAAUAGACAUUCUUCUGGAGGGUAUAGUAAACAAAAAAUUGCUUGUAGAAGUGCACAAGGUGUUUUACCUUUACUCACAUAUGGUGGUGAUGGUAGAGGAGGGUCUUCUUUAGGAACCGGGCUUAGUGAUGACGAGCUUUCCACCAAUUACGGAGAGCUUGAUUUAGAGGCUCAGAGUAGAUUAGAUGGGAGGAGGUGGUCUACUAGUUAUAGGAGUCAAGAUGGUUUGGAGGCUGUAGCGUUAGAUGGAGAAGGAGAAGACGGAAGUACACCGGAAACAAUCCGAAGUUUCAGCCAAAAGUACAGACCAAUGUUUUUUGAGGAAUUGAUUGGACAGAGUAUAGUGGUUCAAUCGUUAAUGAACGCUGUAAAAAGGAGUAGGAUCGCUCCUGUUUAUCUUUUCCAGGGUCCUAGAGGAACUGGUAAAACAUCAACCGCAAGAAUUUUUUCAGCCGCCCUAAAUUGUGUGGCCACUGAAGAAAUGAAGCCUUGUGGGUACUGUAAAGAGUGCAAUGAGUUCAUGUCUGGGAAAAGUAAGGAUUUUUGGGAACUUGAUGGAGCUAAUAAGAAGGGAGCUGAUAAGGUUCGGUACCUUUUAAAAAACCUACCAACGAUACUUCCACGGAAUUCCUCAAUGUACAAGGUUUUUGUGAUAGACGAGUGUCAUUUGCUGCCAUCGAAGACUUGGCUGUCUUUUCUUAAGUUUCUUGAGAACCCUCUGCAGAAAGUUGUCUUCAUAUUUAUAACAACUGACCUUGAAAAUGUUCCUCGGACCAUUCAGUCAAGGUGCCAGAAGUUCCUCUUUGAUAAACUCAAAGAUUCUGACAUAGUAGUGAGACUAAAGAAAAUUGCUUCAGACGAAAAUCUUUAUGUAGACUUGCAUGCGUUGGACCUGAUUGCUAUGAACGCAGAUGGCUCACUUCGAGAUGCUGAAACUAUGUUGGAGCAGCUGAGUUUGCUGGGAAAACGCAUCACCACUGCUCUAGUAAACGAGCUAGUGGGUGUUGUUUCAGAUGAAAAAUUGUUGGAACUCUUGGAAUUAGCAUUGUCUUCUGACACGGCAGAGACCGUGAAGCGAGCUAGAGAGUUGUUGGACCUUGGAGCUGACCCAAUAGUCUUGAUGUCUCAACUCGCCAGUCUUAUCAUGGAUAUCAUUGCUGGUACAUACAAGGUCGUAGAUGAAAAAUUCAGCAACGCCUUCCUUGACGGAAGAAACUUGACUGAAGCAGAUAUGGAGGGAUUAAAGCAUGCUUUGAAACUUCUUUCUGAGGCUGAGAAGCAGCUUCGAGUUUCUAAUGACCGUUCAACAUGGUUCACAGCGACUUUGCUUCAGCUUGGGUCAAUGCCUUCCCCUGGCACCACACAUACAGGAAGUAGUAGAAGGCAAAGCUCUAGAGCAACUGACGAUGACCCGUCAAGCAUUUCAAGGGAAGUGAUGGCUUACAAACAAAGAAUAGGAGGGCUUCACUUUAGUAAGUCAGCAUCCCCAGCUUCGGUUAUAAAAAGGAACGGGAAUCAUUCCCAUGAAGCGAAAGCAUUCUCCAGGGUUAUCGAUAAUAACUGCUAUAAAUCCUCCUCAUCUAGCCAAGUUAUAGAGAGCGAAGCUUCCGUUGCCUCACAUGAAAAUAGCAUCGCAAGCACCAUGAUGCUUAAUCAAAGAAGUUCAGAGAAACUUAACGAUAUAUGGAGAAAAUGUAUUGAAAGAUGUCACUCCAAGACACUGAGGCAGCUGCUCUAUACUCAUGGGAAACUUAUAUCUAUCAGUGAAGUUGAAGGUAUUCUAGUUGCUUAUAUCGCGUUUGGAGAAUCCGAUAUUAAAUUGAGAGCGGAAAGGUUUUUAAGCAGUAUCACAAACUCGAUCGAAAUGGUACUAAGGCGAAGCGUAGAGGUCAGGAUAAUCCUCUUGCCUGAAACCGAGUUACUCGUCGUCCCUCACCAAACCCGGAAACCAGAAAUGACCAACAAAAGUGGGCAUCUAAAUAAUAUCGCUGGUAUAAAUGCUGAAUCAGAUGUUGAAGUUGGUAGCAGCGAGGAAAGCAGAUCAAAACUCCCAAUGCAAAGGAUAGAAUCGAUCAUCCGAGAACAAAGAUUAGAAACCGCGUGGUUACAAACCGCUGAUAAAGACACACCUGGAUCGAUAAUACGGGUAAAACCCGAAAGAAAUCAGAUUCUACCUCAAGAAGACACUUAUCGCCAACCUAACGUAGCUUCUGCUAUUUCUUCUUCUGGACUAACCACUCACCAUUGGGUAGAUGAGUUAAACAAUGAAGUGAAGCUUUUGAAAAUCGGCGACAAUGGUGAGCUUCAGGAGAAUCUAACUGGUACAAGAGGACAGCAUUGUCCUCUUUCCCCAAGCUUACUUCAUGAUACUAACUUUGGAAACAACAAAGACAAUCUAGGAGGAUACGAAUCAGGAUCAGGAAGAGUUGGUUGUAAUAUAUUAUUUUGUUGGAACACAAAAAAGACUCAGAGACGAAGCAAGUCGAAACAGGUUAAAGGAACUCCUGUUCGUUCCCGGAGAACUCGGAAGAGCCGAUUCUCUCUGUUUAAUGGAUGUGCUAAGCCAAGGAAAGCAGAAGGUAACAUUAGAAGAUGAAACUAAGUACUUAAGUCAUGAAAAACAAAAUUGUUCCCUCAAGCUCUAAUUUAUCAUAUGUUCUUCCACUUCCACAUAGUUUUUCCUUAAUUCUGUUUGAUAAUGAUAUGUCAAAGGACAGUUUUAAUUUAAUCACUGUAAAGUUCUUAUCCUAUGGGUUUCAACAAGUCCAUUUUUGUUAUCUAUCUUAUAAAACUUCAAAAAUGUU